CCCGCCUGUUCGCGGCCUGGCGCCGAGCACCCCGGGAGCUGUAGUCCCUUCUCCCAGAGCCGAGGGCGGGGGACCCGCGCAGCAGGACUACGACUCCCGGGAGUGCACGGGAGCGAGGGCGGGGCAGGCCGGGGGCGGGGCGGGGACAGCUCCGGUGCUGAUCUCGACGCGGGUUUGCCGGCAGAGCCGGGGCGGGCGGCGGAGGCUGUUGGCGUGCGGGAACGAGCGGCAGCCGGCGGGCGGUGGGGCCGCGCCCGACGAUGAGGCACGAAGCGCCCAUGCAGAUGGCAUCCGUUCAAGACUCCAGAUAUGGCCAGAAAGAUACAUCUGACCAGAACUUUGAUUACAUGUUCAAACUGCUCAUUAUCGGCAACAGCAGUGUUGGAAAAACCUCCUUUUUGUUCCGAUAUGCUGAUGAUUCCUUUACAUCUGCAUUUGUAAGCACGGUUGGGAUCGAUUUCAAAGUAAAAACGGUUUUCAAAAAUGAAAAAAGAAUUAAGCUACAGAUUUGGGACACAGCAGGCCAGGAGAGGUACAGAACAAUUACCACAGCUUACUACCGGGGUGCAAUGGGCUUCAUUUUAAUGUAUGACAUCACAAAUGAAGACUCUUUCAAUGCUGUUCAGGAUUGGUCAACUCAAAUCAAAACGUACUCUUGGGAUAAUGCCCAGGUUAUUUUGGUUGGCAACAAAUGUGACAUGGAGGAUGAAAGGGUAAUCUUUGCUGAGAGGGGAAGACAUUUAGCGGAGCAGCUUGGAUUUGAAUUUUUUGAAACAAGUGCCAAGGAAAACAUUAAUGUCAAGCAGACGUUUGAGCGACUUGUGGAUAUCAUCUGUGACAAAAUGUCAGAAAGUCUGGAGACGAAUCCCACCAUUGCUGCCAGCAACCAGAACACACAGCUAAAGGACACCCCUCCUCCACAGCAGCCCAACUGCAGCUGCUAAUGCACCUAUCAGCAAAGGCAGCUCCAGAGUCUAGGAAGAAGAGUAACUGCAAAAUCUAAGGAAAACCACUGCUUCAAGUUUCUGAGGCAACUAACCUGCUAGGCCUCCACAUGUUUGGCCUUCUGCAUGAGAUGGGGUGGCUGGAGGAAGCAGCUAUCAGAGUAGUGUUGUUCCUUACAGUGCUAAAAAUGUGUUAAAAGGAAAAAGCUUAUCUGAAAUACAACAGCAGAGAAUGAGUCUGUAUCUAAAAUCUCCUCAACUAACACUCAGACGGUUGUCAUGGUUAGAUUAAUUUUUAAAAUGUUCAAAUAAAAUAUUUGGAGUUUUUCAAGAUAAGACUAAAACCCUAGGAAAAUCACUCAACCCUCUCAGCUGACACUGUUUUGAGUAGAAGGUUGGAAAGGAUGACCUGCUGUGGUCCCAUCAAACCAAAUUUAUCCUACCAAUACUUUCACUGCAAUUGAAAAUGUGUGGAAGUUCAAGCAGGCUUUUUCUUUUCAAACUGGGUUACCUACUGUCAGAAAAGUAGGCUCUCAUAUUCCAUCACAGGUUGGCUUUUGCAGUCACAUGCUUCAUGGCAAUAUUGAGUUUUCUGCUAUAAAGUUGGUCACAUUUAGAUCAUGAGCAUCAUGAUCUCAGUACCUCUCUCUAGUCGAACUUGCCUUUUGUAGAGAAACAAUAAAGACAGAAAACCUUUUGAGAUGUAACUUACCAAGCAUUCCUCAAAUAUUCCAAGAAUUCUGAGGGGACUAGCAGUGUUAGAAUUUUCAUUCUAUGUAAACUUAUUCCUUGGUCUUCUAUGGGAUAGAUUAUCCAACAGCAGCCUGUGUCAACCUGGUUCAGUUCCUCUUGACUACAGGAUAGAACUGCAGUUUUCUUAAAUUCAGGUAGGCUGAACAUUUUUGAAGAACCUGUCACAACUUGAUCAAGGGCCUAAAUUUAAACAAUCAAUACCUUGUUCUUCACAUAUAUCCAGUAGUCACUGAUUAUGAGUUCCUGGAGGAGACAAGCAGGUUUUGGUUAUAUCCCUGAUCUAUCCAGUGGAGUGGCACAAUUCCUUCACAUACCAGGCUACAAAGCACCAUAUUUUGUGAUGGAAGAGGGGAGGGCUCAGAUGAAAACUGGGAUAGCAGAAACAAAACUACUUUCAGCCUCAUCAUAAAUAUUAGUGAAAAAGUUCUUGCACACCUUUCAUUAAUUUGUACUUUCAACAUAGAAAUAAGAAUGAAUGUCACAGCAAAUCAUUGGUCCUGCCAUACAUACCCCCUUCAGCAGAAAUUUAUCACUUGGUGAAAUACAGCAGUUAAUACACAGAUUAUGUUAAAUUUCUGAGAGAUGAAAUGCCUUUGGGCAGAGAGUCCUGAGCUACAUAGUGCCAGCUGAAGCUGAACUAAUACUACACAAUCCUUUUUCCGAGUUAUGAUCCAGACUAAAGCUUAUAGCAGCUGGCUAAUCCUGUGCAUGGGCCAUGCACCAGCCUUAUCAUGCUCUGACAAUGUGCUGUUUUCUGCACCUUCAAGCUGCUGGUCAGGAAAUACCUUGGGAGCACCCAGGAACAUGGGGAUUGAGUGGUUCCUGCGGUGCCUCUGGCACCAACCUGCCAAAAAGCUAGCCAGCCCUGCUGGAUUGAAUAUUCAGAUGCAUGUUUUUGAUUAUUUUAAGAGUUCAUGUUCACAAGUUACAAGUGCAACUGACUUAAUACUGUGUCUGUUAUUUUUGGUGGUGGUGAUUAGUUUAUUUAGUCUUGUUCAUUUGGUGUUUUAAAUAAAUAUGAACUAGCCUAAUUUUCUGUCAAAAAAUACUCUUUCUCUCUGAACAGCUAUGUAAGUGACUGUUAACUGGAAUUCUUUGUUCCAUUGUGCUUAUACUUAAUGCAACACCUAGAGAAAUUACCUGAGGCCACAUCUAUGUGGCCUUUUCCAGAGCACCAGUCUGAAAGAUUUUUUUUUCCCAGUCUGCUCAGUUUCACUGUACCAUCUUCAUCUUCUUUAUUUUAGAAAUGAAGUGCUAUUUCAGGAUGCACAAAUUUUGCUGGAGUUUAAUCCUAACUUUGAGAAUGCAUUAAAUUUGCCAUUUUUAGGGGAAAAAAAGUAACAAAAAUUCUACAGUUGGUGGUUAUGCAUUUGUUUCUUCAGAGCAGACAAAUGAUGUUGCAAUUGCAUUCCAAGAGAAACCCCCUUACAAACUCCACCUCUCCAAAGCUACUGUUUUCUAUAUUUGUUUUUAGAGAAGAAAGUUUUAUUAUUUACAUUUUUACAGGCAUCAAUUAAAUUUCAUGUCUGAGAGACCGAUUCCUCCUUGGCCUGUUUCAUAUAGACUCACAAUGUAUGAGCCUAGUUCUUCUUUAGCAUGACAGAUUUAGCAAUGUGAGACCAUGAGUUUAAAGCCUCAUAGAUGCAUCCUCAGGGGGUUUAGCAACAUAUCUUCACCUAUACCAACAGGGGAAUAAUUUGCACCAUUGAUCCAUACAUUCUGACUCCAGAUUCUCCAAGGCUGAUCACUUGUCCAGUCUCAUUUAAAAAGGCAACAUAUUUCAAUUAUUUGAAUGAACUCUGCCAGUUUGAUUUAGGGGUAAAUGUAGCUCACCUUUGCAAAUUAAGUUUUCUCUUUUUUUUUUCCUUUUGUUUAUCCAUGGGUGUUCAGUGAAGCAGAAUUUGUGACUACGCACAUCUUAUAUGUACAUAUAUACAGUAGUACAUCUUUGAUACUCAUUCAUAUGUUCAGUGCCACUUUUCCAAAAUUUAUCCUUAAGUUGUCAUUAUUGCUGGAAAUCAAAUGUGUUACCAUUUGAAGACCAUAGGUUUAUUAACCAUGGUUCCAGCAGAGGUAGGUGGCUUGUCAUUUGUACAAUGAAGUACUUGGUAUCUGAUCUGGGGGGGAAGCAAAAGUCCUGAUUUUCCCAUAACUUCAUGUUCACCUAUAAAACACAAAUAUGAAACAUUGUUUACCACUUCUGGUGAUAAAUUUCCUCAAGUAAUUCUGACAUGUACCUGCAACUAGUGAUAUAUGAAAUGUUUGUGCUGUAACUCCUGUUUGGUAUUUUGUCAGUAAUGUCAGAUGUGUUGUGACUCAGUUGGAUCGUCACAAUGUGUAACCUAUAUACUAGCAUUCGUGUAUGUCAAAUGUCUUACAUGUUGCAUGAAAAAAAUGUUAUAAAAAUAGAUAUUUUUUCUAUUUUGGAAUACCUCAAGACUGAGGAAUCAUGGGCCAAUAAGUGCAAUAUUUAAUUAUUUACUCAGUGUAUAUAAACUUGUGUGAAAGGGAGAAGCAUCAUGUAUGUGUGAUAAGCUGUUGAUGAUGCCUGUGUGGCUUAAGAUUUCUAGUAAAUGUACACGUCUUGUAGAAAUAUUAUAUAGUAAACACUUUACGAGUGUAGUGUAAGAAUAUUCCUAAGUAACUUAAGCUAUUUUUCAUAUAUGAGACUAUGGUUAAAGAUAUUUGUAUGUUUAUUGCAAGUGCAUGUCAAUUUUACUUUUAGAGUUCUGAGUGUCUUUUUUUGAGAAUUGUCAUGUUACACCAACACUAGUGGGACAGGCCUUCUGUCAGAAAAUGCUUUAAACCAUUUAUAAACUGUCUGCCUAUAUUUUGUAAAGCAUGUUCUCUAGAAGCACUAAAAGAUCCUCUUAGAGCUCAGCAUUUAUGGUGAGUUAAUUAUUUAUUCUUAAAGAGUCAGUUACAUGCUGUGUCUGCCUCUAUUGCAUAAUAUCAUGUGGACAUGUUUUCUUUAAUCUGAUACAGUUAAUUCAUAAUACUUACCUGAAAUAAUAAAUAAGGGUACCCAAUAUUUUUGCAGAUGACUUGGCAGACUUUGGUUGGUGCCCUGGUUUAACAUGUUUGCAAACAGCUUCAAGGUCACAGUCAGCAGCACAGCAGAGUGGAAGGUGACCUUACUUGGUCACUUUUGACAAUUAAGUUUCUUAAGUUCUCUAGAUACUAAAGAUGGAAGAUACCUCCUUAAAGAUACUGACCCACAUUCUUCACUCCAUUUUUACAUGGCCUUCAAAGUUCAGCAUUUCCAGUAUUAGGAGUAAAGCUGAGGUACAAAUGGAAACAAAAUGCAAGCUAGAAUCUAACCCCGAAAUUAAAAGGAGACAUCCAAUAAUUUAUUUACUCCUACUUACUUGCAUAAUUCUAAUGGUUUUCUAAGAACAUGAGCAAGGCCAUCAAUACUCAGCAAAUGUACCCUUGGGUACAUUUGGGACCUUAAACCCUGAAUCACUGAUCUGCCAUGGGUUCCCAGCUGUGCCCAUAGAGCCUGCAGAAAAGCUCAUUCUGAUAAUUUUUGCUAAAUCUUCAGCUUCAAAGGCAUGUGUCAUCUGCAUUAGGAAUUUACUAAACAGAGACAGGUCACUGAGUCUGGGCCAUGGGGAAGAACUGGGGAAUUGGUUUUGCCAGACAAUUUUCCUAAAAAACAUAUAUUCAUUAGUGCCACGCUAAAAAGUACACAAGUAGAUUUUUAAUUUUAUUUGAUGCAUUUUUGUGACAAUAUAUGAGGUUGAAUAAGUUAUGGUUUUUUGUUGCUUUGUUUUGGUUUUUUUUUAAUUUGCUUGAUCUGGAAAAGAAUGAAAUUCUAAGGCCUACUGGAAACCAGUAUCAUGGGUUUCCUUUCUGAUGUCAUCAAACACAUUCUCUGAGAAAGCAAAGUAGCCAAAUUGCAUUAAGUAGCACAUGACAGUACUUGCAAUGACCUGAAAAGUCCUUAAAAAACUUUUUUUGUACCUAAUGCCAUUAAAACUUCUGCAAAUUUAUAUAGACCAGAGUGAAAUGAAAAUGUAUGUAGAUAGAAAUUUGGGAUUGCUUAAUAUAAAAAGGAAAUUAUUGGCAUCAUUGUUGCUGAGCAACAAAGUUAGAGUCAGAAUAUGAGGUACCACUGAAAUGGAAAUGUACAGCCUGCUACAGGACUCCCUAAACUUUUUAUUGUUAAGUGACCUGACAGUUCAAGGGCUGGCAGUUAAUUUUACCUAGUUUUUAUAAUUCCUCAUAGACAUGUGAUUACAUGCACGAAAAUAAAUGCAUUCCUUGAUAACAUGUAGCUGUUCUGGUUCUCUCAAACCAACGUGUUUGCUGAACUGUUCUUGAAUAAAAAUUGAAGUAUAUGUUUAGGAUACCUUUGUGAGGGGGUGAGACUCAAUCUGUGCCUUCUCCCCCGACUCUUACUGCAAUAUAGCUAGUGUGAUUUUAAAAAAUAGGUUAGCUAAAAUGCUGCUGGGUGAUAAAUUUUGUGAAUUUUCUCCAUAAAUCCAUGGAAGCUGUUGUCUGAAUGUUCAGUACAAGUUUUAUCCACAUGGAGAGUUUAAUUCUGUGCUGACGUAGCAACCAUGUGUAUUCCAUUGGAAAUUCUUUUUGUAUGUGACUUCUGUAUACCAAGUGGAUUUUGUUUGUUUGAUUUUUUGCUGAAAGUUUUUUUUUUUUUCCUUUUGCAGUCACAAUAAAUAUUCAAGAGACUAUAUUCAUUAAUAUCUCA
Molecule: messenger RNA, 6408 nt
Organism: Vidua macroura (Pin-tailed whydah)
Lineage: Eukaryota; Metazoa; Chordata; Aves; Passeriformes; Viduidae
Gene: RAB3C
Product: RAB3C, member RAS oncogene family
Exons: 6
Coding region: 261-944 (227 amino acids)
Biological process (GO): protein localization to plasma membrane; regulation of exocytosis; protein secretion
Cellular component (GO): synaptic vesicle; plasma membrane; endosome
Molecular function (GO): GTPase activity; GTP binding
Source: RefSeq, a predicted model, not a curated record